This is a messenger RNA of Sorex fumeus (smoky shrew), 2937 nucleotides long. RefSeq names its product beta-1,4-N-acetyl-galactosaminyltransferase 3 (gene B4GALNT3). The coding region runs from base 1 to 2937 and encodes 978 amino acids. The record is from RefSeq and is a predicted model, not a curated record. The transcript has 20 exons. NCBI's taxonomy places the organism in Eukaryota, Metazoa, Chordata, Mammalia, Eulipotyphla, Soricidae. Gene Ontology annotation, molecular function: acetylgalactosaminyltransferase activity. Gene Ontology annotation, cellular component: Golgi cisterna membrane.
AUGGGGAGCCCCCGGGCCGCGCUGCUGCUGCUGCUCGUGCGCCCCGCCAAGCUGCUGCGGAGGCGCUUCCGCCUGCUGCUGCUGCUCGCGCUGGUGUCCGUGGGGCUCUGGACGCUGUAUCUGGAACUGGUGGCGUCGGCCCAGGGCGGCGGGAACCCCCUGAACCGGAGGUAUGGCAGCUGGAGAGAACUAGAAAAGGCUCUGGCCAGCAGGAACAUCCCCGCAGUUGACCCAAACCUCCAGUUCUACCACCCCCCGAGGUCAGACCUCAAGGACCAAGACUUGCAGCGAGGAGGGAGCAGUAAUAGCAGCUACCUGAAGUGGAAUAAACCUGUCCCCUGGCUCUCGGAGUUCCGGGGCCACGCCAACCUGCACGUCUUUGAGGACUGGUGCGGCGGCUCCAUCCAGCAGCUCCGCCGGAACCUGCACUUCCCCCUGUACCCCCACAUCCGCACGACCCUGAGGAAGCUGGCCGUGUCCCCCAGAUGGACCAACUACGGCCUCCGCAUCUUUGGCUACCUGCACCCGUUCACUGACGGGCACAUCCAGUUUGCCAUUGCUGCAGAUGACAACGCGGAAUUCUGGCUCAGCCGGGACGACCGGGUCUCAGGCCUUCGGCUGCUGGCCAGUGUGGGCAAGACGGGGAAGGAGUGGGCCGCGCCGGGAGAGUUUGGAAAGUUCCGGAGUCAGAUUUCCAAGCCAGUGAGCCUCUCAGCCUCGCAAAGGUACUACUUUGAGGUGCUGCACAAGCAGAAUGAGGAGGGCACCGACCACGUGGAAGUCGCGUGGCGACUGAAUGACCCGGGGGCCAAGUUCAGCAUCAUUGACUCCUCUUCCCUCUCCCUCUUCACUAAUGAGACGGUGCUGAGGAUGGACGAGGUGGGCCACAUCCCGCAGACAGCGGCCAGCCAUGUGAGGCCCCCGGAGCCCCUCCCCCGAGACGAGCAGCCCCCCAUCGACAUGCUGCGGCCUGACCCCCGGGACACCCUUUAUCGAGUGCCUCUGAUCCCCAAAUCUCACCUCCGCCACGUCCUGCCUGACUGUCCCUACAAACCCAGCUACCUGGUGGACGGGCUCCCUCUGCAGCGCUACCAGGGACUUCGCUUUGUGCACCUCUCCUUCGUCUACCCCAACGACUACACCCGCCUGAGCCACAUGGAGACCCAAAACAAAUGCUUCUAUCAGGAACACGCCUACUACAGCGACAGGUUCAGCUUCCAGGAGUACAUCAAGAUGGACCAGCCUGAGAAGCCGGAGCCGGAGCAGCCAGGUUUUGAAGACAGCCUUUUCGCAGAAUCCCAGUACGGAGACGCAGCCGAGGGGAGCCCUGCCUCUGAGCCCUGGAGGUCCCGGGUGCCCGAAGGCAGACAAAUGUCUACCUCCACCCCGCGGCAGGAUGCCACCGACUACCGCCUCGGGAGCCUGCGCAAGCUUCUGGCUCAACCCCGGUACCAGCCCGCGGGCCCCUUUCCCAAACGCAACGCCACAGGGGCCUUCGCUGCGACUGGCGACCCUCCUGGGCAGCCACCGGAGAAGGCGAGGAGGCCCCACCCGGAGCCCAGCCGCCCAGCAGGGACGCUCCCCCCUCGGAAGGGGACCAGAGCCACCGGGCCGAGCCCCAAGAGGACCCUGGGGCAGUCCCAGUGGCUGAGCCAAGUCGAGUCCUACAUUGCGGAGCAGAGGCGGGCCGACAGGAUGGAGCCUCCGGUGCCCGGCGGGGACUGGCCCGGGGAGGAGGAGGUGGUGGCGGCUGCGGGGCAGGGAGGACGCGAGGAAGGAGAGGAAGAUGGGGAGGACGAGGAGGAGGACAUGAGGGAGGUGUUCGAGUACGUGCCCGUGUUCGACCCGGUGGUCAACUGGGACCAGACGUUCAGCGCCCAGAACCUGGACCUGCAGGCGCUCCGCACGGACUGGAUCGACCUGCACUGCAACACGUCGGGGAACCUUCUGCUUCCAGAGCAAGAGGCGCUCGAGGUCACGCGGGUCUUCCUGAAGAGGCUGAACCAGAGGAGCCGGGGGAGGUACCAGCUUCAGCGCAUCGUGAACGUGGAGAAACGCCAGGACCAGCUCCGGGGCGGUCGCUACCUCCUGGAGCUCGAGCUGCUGGAGCGAGGGCGGCGGCUGGUGCGGCUCUCGGAGUACGUGUCCACGCGAGGCUGGCAGGGCGCCGAGGCCGAGGCCCGCAACCUGCAGGGCCUGCUCUGGGGCCCCCACAACCGCCGGAGACGGGUCCUGAACGUCCGCAGCGCCGAGCCCAAGCUCUGCUGGCCCCAAGGCUUCUCCUGGAACCACCAAGCCAUGGUCCACUUCGUCGUGCCCGUGAAGAACCAGGCCCGCUGGGUGCACCAGUUCAUCCGGGACAUGGAGACGCUGCUGCAGGCUACGGGGGACCCACACUUCAACAUCAUCAUCACCGACUACAGCAGCGAGGACAUGGACGUCGAGAUGGCCCUGAAGAGGUCCAAGCUGCGGAGCUACCAGUACAUGAAGCUAAGUGGAAACUUUGAGCGCUCGGCUGGACUUCAGGCUGGCAUAGACCUGGUGAAGGACCCGCACAGCAUCAUCUUCCUCUGUGACCUGCACAUCCACUUCCCCGCCGGCUUCAUCGACAGCAUCCGCAAGCACUGCGUGGAGGGCAAGAUGGCCUUCGCACCCAUGGUGAUGCGGCUGCACUGUGGGGCCACCCCGCAGUGGCCCGAGGGCUACUGGGAGGUGAACGGCUUUGGUCUGCUUGGCAUCUACAAGUCAGACCUGGACAGGAUCGGGGGCAUGAACACCAAGGAGUUCCGGGACCGCUGGGGCGGGGAAGACUGGGAGCUGCUGGAUAGGGUCCUGCAGGCCGGCCUGGAGGUGGAGCGUCUGUCCCUCCGGAACUUCUUCCAUCACUUCCAUUCCAAGCGGGGCAUGUGGAGCCGCCGUCAGAGGAGGCGGCCGUGA